This is a messenger RNA of Selaginella moellendorffii, 940 nucleotides long. Its product is annotated as mediator of RNA polymerase II transcription subunit 19a-like. Lineage: Eukaryota; Viridiplantae; Streptophyta; Lycopodiopsida; Selaginellales; Selaginellaceae. Gene Ontology annotation, cellular component: mediator complex. The record is from RefSeq and is a predicted model, not a curated record. Gene Ontology annotation, biological process: positive regulation of transcription by RNA polymerase II. The transcript has 6 exons. The coding region runs from base 50 to 784 and encodes 244 amino acids. Gene Ontology annotation, molecular function: transcription coregulator activity; transcription factor binding.
UAAACCCUAGAAAUUUCCCCUUAUUCUAGGGCUAACACUAGUCGGAGAUAUGGCGAUGGCUUCCGGAGGCGCUGGAGCUGCUGGGAUCGCCGCUGGAGCAGUGAGCAGUAGCAAUGAAGGCGGCAGUGGAGCAUUCAAGCUUCUCAAACCCGGACCAAGACCGCGAGAGCUGACCGGUGCUGUGGAUUUGAUCACGCACUAUGGCCUCCGCGAGCACUACGAGACAUACACGAAGAAAUCCUUCCCAGCGUCAAUUGCCGAGUCCAAGUACCUCCGGGACGUGGUCGGAGACAUGGAAAUUCGCAAAGGCGAUGGGAUGGAGCUUGGGCAAUUGCUCAGACCAUCGCCCAGCGACGGUUUCCCGGUGGACAUCCGUCCUUUUGAUCUGGAGACGCUGAGACGAUGUUUCACGUUUCGAGAAAGUGGGCCAAUUUCUCUGCCAGAAGCCGAUCGAGGGCAACCAACGAUUGGAAAGACGAAAGAUGAGGAGAGAAGGAAGCACAAGAAACACAAGCACAAGGAUAAACACAAGCACAAGGACAAAGACAAAGAGAAGGACAAGGAGAAGCGUAAGGAGAAGCACAGGGACAAAGAUGCAAAGGGAGAGAAUGGCGAAGAAAAAAGGAAGCAUAAGAAGAAGAAGCGACGGCAUGAGGGUGAAGAGGAGGAAGGCGAUGGUCACAAGCACAAAAAGAAGAAGCACAAGAGCUCUCCAAAUCCGGAUGCUGUGGCCGCGGUUCCUUCCGCUACUGCAGCGGCUGCUGCCACUGUAAAAGUACGAUAGGACGAAAUCCCUCCUGGAAGAAUUUGCUGCAAGGAGCGAAUGUAAACUUAUCCGCGAAGGGAAGCGAUUUUCUGCUAAGAAAGCCUGCCAAUUUUGUAAAUCUUGAUUAUUAUUCAUUUUUUGAGGCAAAAAUCUCUCGAAUAUUAUUGAGCUUUG